Molecule: messenger RNA, 6021 nt
Organism: Drosophila guanche
Lineage: Eukaryota; Metazoa; Arthropoda; Insecta; Diptera; Drosophilidae
Exons: 7
Coding region: 729-5999 (1756 amino acids)
Source: RefSeq, a predicted model, not a curated record
UUUCUCAUUAGUAAAGCGCCCCCACCUCCCCGCUCUACCAAAACCACCAAACUUUUUUUAAUUUUGUAAAAGUUUAAUUUCGUGUUCAUAGUGUGCGAGCUAGAAGUGAAAGCUAAAUCGCUAAAUCGCGUGCGCUAUGCGUCAGAUUGGAAGGCAAGCAAAUCGUCUUCAUAUUCAUUUUAGCAUAAACUCGCAUUUUAGAUCACCCAGCCUGCGCGUGUGGUAACAAUUGUAGUAAAUCCGAGUUCCCAGUUCAAUUAGAAGUACAGAUUGCACUUCUUUAAAAUAUUCGGAUACGAUAUCUCGUUUUGGACAGUACAUAUGUACAUACCUAUAAAACUGUAAUAUCAAAUAAUGUAAUCAAAAUGUGUGUGUAACCAAAGCGCUUUGGGUUUUUUGAGAGAGCUCUUAGCUACUCCACUUCUUGGGUACAUACAUAUAUGUACAGAAGUAUGUCUGUGGUCAAACGCAUCCCCAAUAAUAAAGAAAAAAAAGAGCACCUUGCAGUCAAACCACAAUCUUGUUGAUGCUUACUCGCGUUUCUUGCACUUUUAAAGAGGUACCACGAAAUAUUUUCGUUACUCAAUCGUGCUAGGAGGAGAGAGAUCUACCACUAGACGACUGUACAGAAGAGAUAGGCAGAAGAGCGACUGACGCCCUCCUUUUAUACAACCAAGAAUCACUUUAAAAGUAUUUACAGAACUUCAAAUCCACAAUUAUCAGAAAAAAUGUCAUUUUCUCGGAACGAGGAGCCCAACAAGCCGCAGUAUAACGAGAGCGAUGUGGUAUGGGUAAAAAUACACAACACAGAGAUCUGGUGGCCUGGAGAAGUAACCUUGUCUCAGAAAAUUCAAUUCGUCAAGACCAGUCGGCCGCCCUUUGCAGUUGUUGCCUUUUUCAACGAGAAAACAUACGAGAAAGUCACAUCAGACAGACUGAUUUAUCCAUUUGAAUGCUCCAAAAAAGAGGAGUUCAUCCAACGCGGUAUCAGAAAAGCCGAAGCAAUAAGCACGGAAAUGAGGGCCAAGUUUAAUGAUGAUGUAGCAAUCGCAGAGUCUCGUAACCAUCAUCAACGGUUAAAUGCGCACGCCACUUCACGACCAGAUAGUCUGAUCAAGGCGCUCCUCUCGAGCAGCAGCAACAGCCAGAUCAGCAGCACCCGCAGCUGCAAUGGGCUUUCAUCGAAACCUACGCAAGAGUCCACUUUUCGUAUUAUGGAUAUUGCGCGAGCAGCUGAAACAGUGCCAGAGCGCUUUACCGAGGCCAGCUACGAGUGCAGCAUGUGCAGUUUCCGUACCAGCAGUAUGAAUGUUCUCCUCGUUCACCGACGUGGGCACCUGGAGUCGUCCAGCAAAUAUAGCACUAGCAACAACAUUAGCCAGAACGCCAGCAGUAACAGCUCCAACAGGCAGAUAAGAGCAGUAAGACGCGCCAACACCUCUAAUGAUUUCGAUUCUCCCCAACUUUUUGGAAGGUGCAGUGAGGACAGCAGCAACCACUUCCGUUGCCACUCGCGCCACGUCUCGAUUGUGGUGGACGCCUCACUCGGCGAUGAGGCCCAGCGCAGAGUGGCUUCUAUAGCCCAGAUCACAAUGGAAAGCAUUGAGCGUGUGGUGCAGCCCAUGGCUCAUAGCAACAGCAACUCCAGGCCGUCUUCGCCUCAGGUUGUUUCCCCGCGUCAAAGUAGACAGAACCGACUGGACCCGCGCAAUCAGCGCUUGAACAGGUUGCGCGCCACAAUGCCUGCUUCAGAACAGCCUCCGGCAAAGCAGCGGCGUCUUACACGCUCCAUGACCCGUCAUCAGCAUGGCUUUUCUCUAACCGAAGAGAGACCGCAAUCGCUAGCUUUGCCACUGCCUCCGCGUAGUAUUGCCACUGAAAGUCGCAGCUCCUUGGAAACGACUAUCGCUGAGCAGGCUAUGUUCGUACUCAAGCAGGCCAGUCAGGCAAAGAAGACCCUAAAGAAAACAACAGUUCCAGAUCAAGGAUCAAAUCAAAUCUCACUUGAAUGUGGCUCACCAAAAGUGAAACCAAAAAAGAGAGCAGCCUCGAAAAUCAAUUCACCGAAUUCUCUAGUAGUCAGAGAAGAAAAAAAAUUUGAAAACGUAGCUAGUUAUUCCGAAUACACAUAUGAUGUAUUUCAGUAUUCUGCAGUUCCGCUACCACCGAAUGCAGUUCUCGCUAAAAAUUCUCCAUCGCCAUUACCAAUAACACCCACACCAGCACCGGCGCAGACACCAAAAGUAAGUUAUUCUCAGUCGCAAGUCACGGCCUCUUUCGAGCUUCAACUAAGUCUGAUGGCCGAGUGGGGCGACGAUGAAUGUGAGGAGCCCUUAGAUGUCUUAAUUGAUCACGAGGAAACAAUUGAUAAAGCUCAGAACAGAGAAAUAGAACCGGAACAGAAUAGAGGCAUCCAUUCAAAGAAGCGAAUACGAAACAUACCAAAGAAGGACCGGAGGGACGUGGUGCUCUUGGAGUUCGACGUGGACAGCAAGCUGGAAACAGACGAACCAAUCGUCAUUCAGGACAGCGAUGCUAGCUCUAACGAGAGUGUCGUUUUUGUUAAGGAUCUGGUUCUAACGUGCAACAGAAGUAAUGAAAAUGACAAAUGCAAGGCCCAUAAUUCCUCCUCCUGCUUCGACUUUGAAGAGGAGGAGGAUCUGCAGCAACAGGAUGAGAAAAAUAGGUUGAGCUAUAGACUUCGCACUCACCGCCCUGGCGCCAAUGAAAAAGGCACUGUGGAUAUAGAAGAUUGGCCCGUGUCGACAGCGUUGUCAAAGGAAGCCGGGAAUAUGUUGCAGCUGGGACAAGCGUCGACAGCACCAACUAGAUCUAAAGUCAAUAUUUGCAAUGACGUUGUAUUCAAGGGCUUCGACGAUGAAUUACAAUUGUCGGCUGCCGCCGCAGCCACUGAUGAGAGUAAUCGAUAUUUUAAACCAAUCGACGAUCAGAAAAUUUUGCAUCCAUACGCUGAGCAUGAACCAGAUGAAACGGAGCUUGCUGUCGAUCGGCUGAGCUUACCAAUCAAUGAACGGCAGAAGCGCAUUUUUAAGUCACGCAACAAAUCGAUGGAGGCAGUGACGAAAGAUGAUAGUCCUCCAAUUUCUGUAUUAACACUACCUAGUGACAAGGAAGAGGAUGCCGGCAGGAGCGGCGCAUCUCUUCACUUGAUCAGCGGGGGAGGAGUCUCUCCCCAAUUACUUAAUGGCGGGCACAGCCGCACAAGCAGCGCGAGCAACAGCAGUAAAAUUAGCUGUCAACCCAGAAGAGAUUUAUUCCGUAAACAGCACCUAAUGUCAAAGCUAAUGGCUCGAUUAAAGCUAAAGUCCAAACCAACGGCCAAGGAACUUAGCAACAUCUGUAGCAGCAACAGCAAUAAUAUCUCAAAUUCCAGUUCAAUUUCAAAGACAAGUAGAAUUGCAUCCCCCCUUCUCAGCUCCAGCACGAGUUGCUCGAUUGCCUCAAAUAUCGCUGUGAUCUCAGCAGAGGAGGCACGGGAGCUUCAAAGAACCGCGUCGGGAUCAGGUCUCAAUGAAGCCAUUGUGGAUGCCACACAGCCUGUGCAGCGAGGGGGUGUUUUAAUUUUGGAGGACAUACGGCUGCCCAAUCUUUACGAUCGCCUACCCUUCGGGAGUCUACAUUCGUCAGACAGCAAUGAUAGCCGGCGCGAGAAGUCAAACGACGAGGUAGCCGUCGAGGAGGAACAUUUAAGAUACACACAUGAGCAGGAUUCGGAAGAAGUUGAAAAAGACGUACCUCAUGGAGCUAAGUCCGAACUGGCGGCCAAUGAUAUUAGCAUGAAAGUUCUGGACGAAGGCCACGGGGUGAAACCACAAGAGCAUAGCCCAGAGCAAAAGCCCGAAUCUGAGCUGAAGCUUGAGUCUGAACCAGAGCAAGAACAGGGGCUAGACUCUGAGACAUUCCAGGAGACAGGGUCUGAGCAAGAGACGAAACUGGUUGCCUCAACAAUGGCACCCACAGUGUCUUUUAUGCCCCAAAAACGGGAGCUGCUUUUGAAAAAAAGGGAGCAAGAACUACUUCGACAAUACGAGGCUGAUCUGGUCAGCGGACGGAGUGCCGAAAAGUGCCGCAGGGCGCGGGAACGCUGGAGCCAAGUAGUAAAAUCUACAGGGGAUUCGUCUUUUGAUUCAGAUAGAAAUCUGCUAGUAAAGCCAGUAUCUCUAGACAUGGAAUUAAGAACACCUCAGGUGGAUCUAGCUGGUCAACUAGAACAAAAGCUUUCUAAGACAGAUAUGGAGGCGGAAGAGUCGGAAGUAAAGAAGCCAUCCACGCUGGACUCUCAAAUCAAAAUGAACCUUGUAGAAUCGGUGAGCUCGUUACCUGAGCCACAGCGACAGAUCUCCUCAGCGGUUUUGGCGGCAACGCCAGUGUUGUCGCUUCUGGCUCUCCAUCCGGCCAGCUCUUCGCAGGUAAAUUCAUCAACAGCCUCCACCAUAUCCAAGAGUGCGGACCUGAGCUAUGCCCAGAAUUUUAGCGACGAAGACGUUGUCAAAGCCCACCACCAGUUGGAAGAUCUGCGCGACCAGCAACGCCGUCGCUCGAGCUCGUUGCCCAUGCCGCUCUUGCCAUUUGGGCAGCGGAGGCAGCGUCGACGCUCUCGCAAUGUAGGGAGCGACAACGUAGGGAGCGUCAUUGGCCACGAUACCGUUGAGACGUCAUGUGAUACGAAGGAACAGCACGAGAGUCUAGAAAAUCACCAAAUGUGCGCAGGGCGCAUCUGCGCUGUCAUGACUCGUCCUAUACCGGGCUACAACCAUACAUUUAUGCUCUGUUCGCUGGUCAACAACAACUUCAUGCCGUUGAACAACGUGGCGUUGUACCUGGAUAGCGAGAAGAACCACCUCGUGCCGGUGCCGCGAGAGGCGUUGCUGGAGCCGCCACGUCUUGCAGAUGGCCAUCCGAUGUCAGCUGUUUUUGCGGACAUAGACUUCCGUGGUGGCCAGGCUGUGGCUCAGGUAGUGGAGCCAGCUGAUAUGGAGACAGAGAUGGACACAGAUUUUGAGCACACCAGUUAUGAACAGUUCGACGCACCCGAGCUGAACGUUUCAGUGACGUCGUCUAUGCAGGUCGUUAAUAGUCAGACGGAGGAGACCACAUACGAACACAAACAGGUGGAAAUAUUGGGUAUCAUGACGCCCCUAAGCCAAGUGGAAGGGGUUAUGCCUUCGGCCAGUUUUGGUGACACCAUCAAUGAAGACGAGGAGUUGUCGCUGCACGAGGACCAAUUACAGUCUAACGUACUGCAGCUAAAUGUCAACGGGCAUCGCCUUGAACUGGACCCUUCAGUCCUUUUUACCAUUGCAGAACAGCCAGAUUCUUGCAUUGAGCUAACUGUCGAUGAGACUGGCGCCAGCAGUGUCAGGGCCGUGCUUCAUGCGCGCGAUAUACUUCAGGCAGCCCAGGCAUACCUUCAGGAGCGCGACUUGCAGCUGGUCAAUGUGGAAGAUAUGACCUUAGACGAGGAGGAAGUCUGUAGAGCAUCGGAAAUGACAGUCCCCGGCACGGACCUGCUGGCCGAAGCACUUGCUGACUGCCAAGUGGUCAACGACACCGAUUAUGUAAACGCCACCAACACUAGUGUGGCUUUGCUACACAUAGAGACACGAAGCUCUGCCGGCACUGGCCUCAUAGACGUUGGCGACGAGGAGUCCGAUGGCGUCGUGUUUGUCUCACACGUGCUACCGCCAGCUGCUGCACACCUCACACCACCCAUCACGGCUCGCACCAACGAAACGAAUGCACUUCUUAACCAGACGCCUAUAAUGUCCACGCUGGAGAAUCCGAGCGCUGUGCAGCUGAGACGUGUCUCUCCCCUGGGCGAGGUUAACCUGGAUGACAGUUUGGCCGUCCUCGGUGCCACAAACACUAGUGGCGUACCCACCUCACUAGAACUCCCAAUUACCGUAACGAAUCCGGCUAUAGCUCACCGCGUGACAGCUCCCAUAGCGGAAAUUGUGCAGUUAGCUCCCUUUCAGUAGAAAAUAUAUAUAUCGCCAAGAA